Cotesia glomerata is the source of this 2111-nucleotide messenger RNA. Its product is annotated as neprilysin-2-like. Gene Ontology annotation, molecular function: metalloendopeptidase activity. Lineage: Eukaryota; Metazoa; Arthropoda; Insecta; Hymenoptera; Braconidae. The transcript is spliced from 6 exons. The coding region runs from base 563 to 2047 and encodes 494 amino acids. Gene Ontology annotation, cellular component: plasma membrane. Gene Ontology annotation, biological process: protein processing. The record is from RefSeq and is a predicted model, not a curated record.
GACUUCUUCCUCCAGAUCUAAUUUUUUAAGUAUACUCACUAUAUAAAUGACGUGACAUAGACACUCAUUACUCGUCUGAAAGUUAUUUCAAGCGACAUGAUGAGUAAAUCUUAUAAAUUGCUGCUGGUAGGAAGCAUUGGAGUCCUUUGCAUCCUUCCAAUCAUCAACGGAGCGAGCCUCACAUCUCCCGUAGGUAAGUAUCAUUUAUUCCUGCGGGAGUUGGAAGGAAACACCCUUGACCAGUCUAGAAUUGUGGAGUGCUAUGAGAGGUUCUAUGAUGGAUCACACGAUUCACGAGACUACUGGGGAGGAAAAGUCUAAGGCGCACAAACUGAUCCAUGAUUUUUACACCACGUGUAUGGACGACAAUGCUAGAGAAGACAAAGCUCUGGAGCUUUUCAAGAGCUUUGUCGUGGAUGCUUGGCCGCCUACGGCAGGUGACAAGUUCAACGAAGCUGACUUCUGCUGGAUGAAAUGGAUGGGCCAGGUCAAGCAGGCUGGGUUAAGCAACACUCCUUACAUUGAUUAGGAACCUCAGGGCGCGCCAGGAGAUCACUAUACUAUGCAUCAUGUGCUACAUCUGCCAACCAACGUAUUCGAAUUCAAAGCAAAUGCAGUUGAUGAUGAUUACAACGAGCACUACAGUGACUACAUGAUCGUAGCAGCUCGACUCCUUGGAGCUACUGACGAGGCCAGCGAGGAGGAGCUCGACCCAGUGUACCAGUUCGAGAAGAAGCUCUACGCAGCUACCUUGAAACCAAACCCAGGUAAGAUGGAAGACAUGACCAUCGAAGAUAUGCAGAAAGAAUUCCCAGGGAUCGACUGGGCCAAGUUUGUCGAGAAGACUCUCACGCCUUUCGUGGACCCUGGUCACAAGACUAUCAUCACCGUCGAGAAACCAGCAGCUCUGAAGGAGUUCAUCAAGCUGAUGAAUGAGACGCCAAAACGCGUACAAGCUUCCUACGCCAUCUGGAAGGGAUUCCAGUACGUGAUGCCUUUUCUGACGGAAGAGUUCAAGGAGAUUCACCGCCACUUCCAGAAGCAAAUCAAUUUCCCCGAAAUGCCGCGGGAGGAGUUCUGCGAAGGAUUGACCAAAGACUUUAUGUGGUUCGGUAUCGAAGAUUGGAUCAUGGAGCAGUUCCCCUCCAGCAAGGAACUUAUCGAAGUGAUGUUCUCUAUGCUGAAGGCUAAGAUGAUAGAAAUGGCCCAGGAGUCCAAGGUGUUGACUGACGAUGAGAAGAACAAAGCAGUUGAGAUUUUAAGCGCGUUAAAUUACACCAUAGGAAGUUCAGAGAAAUUUGGUGACAAAAACGAAUUAGAUGCAUUCUAUGCAGACGCGACUGUUGACAAGGAAAACUUCCUUAAGUCGUUGAUGAAUAUGAAUGCUUUUGUGAUGAAGAAGGAGAACAGCCAGAAAGUCGUUGAGGAGCUCAUGAAAGACAGCGCCACUUCAAUUCAUGAUUUUGGGAUGCCGAACAAUCACGGAAAUCACUUGUAUUUUCCGAUCACGAUGAUACCAAGUCCAAUUUUCAACGAGGAUUAUCCAUUGUAUGUAAACUUUGGUGCCGCUGGCAGCCACAUGGCUCGGGAAAUGUUCAAUUCGCUAAAGGACCUUGGAAAAACCUGGACCGAACAAAAAGAAAAUCCCAAUGACCAGAUGAAGUGCUUCCAAAACUUGGCUCAGGGCAUCGACGAUCCAAUGUUGAAAGAGGCGUUUGCCGAAGGUGUCAUAGAUGAUAUUAUUGCCCAGUAUUUUGGAAUCCAUGCAGCUUACUAUGCCUACAAACAGCUCAUAGUUGACGUCGGCCCGGAAUUGGGCUUACCUGACUUACCCUACACCGCUGAUCAACUGUUCUGGAUAUCGUUCGCAAAUUCUUUAUGCAAUUUCCGAGCUGAAACGGAGAAGCUUCCUGUUCCAUUCAAAAACGGGAACAUUCUGGACUAUUCGAUGAUGACCAUAAUGAAGAAUAUCCCUGAGAUUGCAGAAGCUUUCGAAUGUCCAGCUGGUUCUAAUAUGAACUCUGCAGAAAAAUGCACCUGGUGGUGAUUUAUCAUCUUGUUUCUAUUAAAAUUGUUAUUUGUGCUUAAAUAAAUGCAUGUUUUCUCAAAAA